CCUCACACACAUCGUGAGCUCUGACCGGAGGUCCUCGGAUGCUGGUCAGGAGGAAAGGGGAUGUGGGUGGCUCCAGGGGCCCACCUCAGUCCUCUCCUUAAGCACUGGUUCUCAUUCAUUUGAGCCCAGAAUUCUAGCAUUUUCUAGCAAAGACCUUGGCUUCUUCACAGUAUCUUAGCUGGCACAGUUAUCUGUAGCGUGAGUAUCAUCAUAACUCCUGGGGUGCUUACUCAGUAAGAUUGCCAGGUCUGUGGGGAGGGUGAGUUGGCUGAGGACAUUUGGGCCAGAGAAUGUAAUAGCUUAUCAAGGCUCAUUCUCGUUCCACUCUAUGGUCAACACUAUCACAGCAGAAAAGAACGUGCUUACUGGGGUCAUGAAUCCAGAAGGAAAAGAGGAAAACCAUGGGACCAAUGUCUGUACCCUCUUCUCUUGCCCCUGGUCCCCAGCCACUUGCUGCACAGUUGCAGAAUGUCCCUUGCAAUUGAUAGUGGUGACUGCCAGUGGGGUUUGGACAAAAUCUGGAAAAGCAGCAGAGUGUGGUCUCCUUGCCCAAACUCAGAUCUCCCUCCCAACUCCUGCCUGCCCGACAGAUUGACUCCCUAAGGUUGUUUUUUUUUUAGAGACAGUCUCACUUUGUCACCCUGGGUAGAGUGCUGUGGUGUCACAGCUCACAACAACCUCCAGCUCUUAGGCUUAGGUGAUUCUCUUGCCUCAGCCUCCCGAGUAGCUGGGACUACAGGCACCCACCACAAUGCCCAGCUAUUUUUUUGUUGCAGUUUGGCCAGGUUUGAACCUACAACACUUGGUAUAUGGGUGGGGCCAGUGCCCUAUUCACUGAGCCACAGGUGCUGCCCCGACUCCCUAGGGUUGUUACCUAGAGUGGGACAUUCGUGGCCUGUCAGAAGAAUGGAGAGCUAAUUUACUAUUGAUGUUAAGAUUUUGUUUAACCUGGAGCAACCCAACACAACCAUUUGGAAGCAAUUAUUAGCACUUCUGGGGCUAGGUCAGGGUUACCCACAUGAAAUUCCCUCUGGUGCCUUGUACAUUUCCAAGAAAACCUAAAACUUUAGCACAGCUCUUCUCAUUGUUCAAGGGGAGACAUUCAUGUCAGCCUCCUGUGGAAAUGUCUACCUCCUGGCUGUCCCAUGUCCCCUUUUCUCCCACUUUUAUAUAGUGGUAUCACCACAACCUGCUGGGACAGGACAUUUGGAGGGCAGUUUGGGAGGGGCCAAACCAUAGAGAACACAAAGAAGUGGGUUAACUGCAGUGUGUCACUGCCUUCCUCAAAAAUCCAGAGUCCCCUUUGCUUCAAGAGUAAAGACCACACACCUUCAGCUGGCCUCUACCAUCUGGACCCUGAGGCUGACCCUUGAUGGCAGUGGGAGACACCUGUUCUAAUGGUGGGAUGCUCCAGUCCUGAUUUCUUUACCCACUGCUGUAGCCAGGCACUGGCACCUUAGCCCUCUGUGCAUGUGCUUUUUGCCUCAAACAUUUGCUUGUACAUACAGUUUCCUCUCCCUAGAAUGCUUUUCCAUUUGCUUAAACCAAAGUCUAAUUCCAGUACUGCCUCCUCCCUCUGUUCCCUCUUUCUCCAUGAGCCAAAAGUCAUCUCCUGCUGUCCGUACCCCCAGGCCUUAUCUGUUCCCAUCUUGCUACCUUAUCAUUUGGACUUGCUAUUUAUAGUCAUUUGUGUAUCAGGCUUGUCUGUCCCAUCAGCCAGAGGCUCCUGAAGCCACUAUCACAUCUUUCCCACUCGUGAGUCCCCCUAAACAGUCAGGGGCUGUGGAUGAGGUGGCAGGAGGUGGACAGAGGUCCCUAUGGCUUUCCAAGCCCUUUGGAACAACCUGAGCAGCACAUAGAGGCUCAGCAGAACAUAAAAUGACAAAGGUUAUGAAGCUCUGCCUGAAGGUGUGGGUGGGAUGGGAGAGAAGACCCUGGGUAGAGGUCCUUGGAAUAUCAUUCCCAGACCAGCACCAUAUGCAUCACCUGGAGAAUGUGUCAGAAAUGAACUUAUUGGGCUGGGUGCGGUAGCUCACACCUGUAAUCCUAGCAUUCUGGGAGGCUAAAGCAAGUGGAUUGCUUGAGCUCAGGAGUUCAGACUAGCCUAAGCCAGUCUAUUUUUUCAUAAAAGAAAAAAAAUAGAAAAAAUUAGCCAGCUUGGUGGUACGUGCCUGUAGUCUGAGCGAUUCAGAAGGCUGAAGCAAAAGGACUAUUUCAGUCCAGGAGUUUGAAGUUGUGUGGGGGGUAACAGAGUGAGACUCUGUGUAAAAAAAAAAAGAAAGAAAGAAAUGCAAUAAUUGGUCCCAGCCCAGUUGCCCGGUCCCACCAAAUCAGAAACUCUGGGGGUAAGGCCCAGCAAUCUGUGGUCUAAGGAGCCAUCUGGGUGAUUUGAUGCACAAGAGAACAACUGUUGUAGAGUUAGAGCCCUUGCCUAAGAUGGGAAGCCAGUGAGUGCCAUGGAAAGCACACGGGCUAUGGACUCAGAUCUCCUAGGUUCAAAGUCCUGCUCUGAAGUUUAAUGGCCCAGUGAGGUGAGACUCAGUGAUAACACCUCUUUGGGGUAUCCUUCUCCCAAGAGGAUUAGUAGUGGUAUCAAACUUUAAUGUACAUAAGAGUCACCUGGGGUGCUUUUUAAAAUUAUAGUUUCUUGGCUCCAUGCCUAUAGCUCAGUAGUUAGGGCACUGUGGCGGGCACCUGUAGUCCCAGCUACCUGGGAGGCUGAGUGUUUUCAUUAAGUGAGUUUGACCUGGGAGCGGUAUUGAAAGGACAGACAUGUGCAUAGGUCAAGUCAGCAUGGAGGUGUGUGUGUGUGAAUGGGGCAUUGCUUCCCUGGCCACUUGUUUAGGGCCAGCGAGUGUAUGUGCCUGUUAGGUUCAGGGGACAUCUGCUCCUGGCUUCCUGGCUGAUGUAACCAUGUUGUCCACAGUGAGAACUGGGCUUGUGGAUGGAGCAGGGCUGGGAUAUCAGGGACUGACUGUAAAGGUGGCUUUGGCUAUGGGGCCAGGUAAACCAGGACACCAGAGCCUGGUGUGGAGCCCCUGGGAUCCUUGAUCAGCCUCUUUGACCAUGCAGUUUUAGGGGGUAUGGAGAGGCAGGCACCACCGUCUUGUCUCGAAGAAGCCUUAUUCUGCCCCUUCUGGAGCCUGAGACUCUUGCCUGGGCUGAUUUGGCUGUUUGUCUCACCCAGAGGGGCAUGAGGACCAGCGAGCUUGAUGGCUAGAUGCCCCUAGGGUGCUGUUCCCCCGGCCACCACCAGGAGUCUCUGAGGCUCCCACAGACCCUGCCCACCCAGCGUUGACUCUGUUCUCCCUCCCUGGGCCUGGGGCACCUCAGCACACUACAGCCUGGAGGUGAGCCUGGAGCUCUAGGAUCAUGGAGGGGAGGGGGUGCCUACCUCCAGGGGCCAUGCCUGUGAUCUCAGCAUCAGGUGAGGGCAACCCCUUGAGCACCAAGUGCCUUUCUGACUGCCUUCCCAACCCCCACCUCAAAACAGUCAGCCUGAAUGGUGGGCCCCUCCUCCAUCUGGUCCUCACCCCUGCUUCCUCACUGGUGUGCUGGGAAACAUAGGUCAUUGCCUGGGAAUGUGGCCCUGGGCAGGGCUGAGAUGACAGGAGGAGGAGGAAGAACACGUAAUCCCUGUUCAAUACCUCAUUCUCUCUGGUUCUGUUUCCAAGCCCCUUCCUCAGCCUAACAGGCAUAACAAGCAGGUGCUAGUUAUGAGGGGUCAUUUAGGAGAAACAGUCCCCAUUCUUCUCACCAUUGGCCCUGGUGGACCAGCGGGUGAAGGCAAAUUGCCAGCAGGUGCCUUAACAGAGCCAGCAGGAGGUUUGGGUACAGGGCUAGUGCCCUGAGGUGGCUGCUGGCUCAAGCCUGCCAUGGCAGGAACAGGGAGGCAGAGGUGGGAUCUGGGCCCCCUCAGAUUGAGGAGGGCACCUCUGGGAAGGAGGUGAAGGUCCUGACAGUUCUCUGAUUCUCAGUGCAGGGGAAACGAUGUGGCUUGGCUCUGUAGUAUUUAAGGCUCAUCAGCGCAUUCCCAGGUUGGGGAGCUUAAUGGUUUGGUUAGGAUGAGGGGUAACUGGGGCCAUUUGUCGUGGGAGCCACCCCUGGUGGAUGCGUCUGAGCGGAUCAGGGUGAGCCACCGUGCAGUGCCUCCUCUCUCCUGUCUUGCUCUGGGACUGAGGCCCCCCACACCUUGAGUCAAGGCACCACCCAUGGGGCUUUGCUCUUGUCAGGGCCUAGAAGCUGUAAGGAGAGAAAAGACAGAUCCCACUGCGCUGCUGAGCAGUGAGCAGGGUGGCUAAAUUCAGCCUUGCUGCUCUUUGCCCCUCCCCGCUCCUCCCCUCCAGGGCCCAGGCUGCCUGUGGUCUCAGCAGGCACCACCUUCCCGACCAGCUGCCGGACUGCCUGCCACCCAGCCUCUCGCCCACCAGCCCCCAACUCCUCCUUCCCCCUCCUGCAGGGCCUUCUCAGUGUGGCCAGUGGGGCUGGGCUCCUGGACUCCUACUCCCUUGAGAGCCCGGUGGGGUGGGCAGAGGGCAGGCAGCAGGAGGGCUGGGUGCCAGGGCAGAGCUUCAAGACAGGCGCAAGCUGGGGUCUGUGUGCAGAGUCUUGGGUGGGUCCUCAUCCCCUUUCAGCAGCCCCAUCACCUCAGACGAGGAGUACCUGAGCCCCCCAGAGGAGUUCCCGGAGCCUGGAGAGACCUGGCCCAGAACCCCCACCAUGAAGCUCAGUCCCAGCCAGAACCACCGUUCUGAUACUGGCUCCAAGGCACCCCCUACCUUCAAGGUCUCACUUAUGGACCAGUCAGUAAGAGAAGGCCAAGAUGUCAUAAUGAGCAUCCGUGUGCAGGGGGAACCCAAGCCCGUGGUCUCCUGGCUGAGGAAUCGCCAGCCCGUGCGCCCAGACCAGCGGCGCUUCGCAGAGGAAGCAGAGGGUGGGCUGUGCCGGCUGCGGAUCCUAGCUGCUGAGCGGGGAGAUGCGGGCUUCUACACGUGCAAAGCGGUCAAUGAGUAUGGCGCUCGGCAAUGUGAGGCCCGUCUGGAGGUCCGAGCACACCCUGAAAGCCGGUCCUUGGCCGUGCUGGCCCCCCUGCAGGACGUGGACGUAGGGGCCGGGGAGAUGGCGCUGUUUGAGUGCCUAGUGGCGGGUCCUGCCGAUGUGGAGGUGGACUGGCUGUGUCAUGGCCGCCUGCUGCAGCCUGCGCUGCUCAAAUGCAAGAUGCAUUUCGAUGGCCACAAGUGCAAGCUGCUGCUCACCUCUGUGCACGAGGACGACAGUGGGGUCUACACUUGCAAGCUCAGCACGGCCAAAGAUGAGCUGACCUGCAGUGCCCGCCUGACGGUGCGGCCCUCACUGGCACCCCUGUUCACACGGCUGCUGGAAGAUGUGGAGGUGCUGGAGGGCCGAGCCGCCCGUUUCGACUGCAAGAUCAGUGGCACUCCACCACCCUCAGUGACCUGGACUCACUUUGGCCAUCCUGUGGAGGAGAAUGAGAACUUGCGGCUGCAGCAGGAUGGAGGUCUGCACUCACUGCACAUCACUCGUGUGGGCAGCGAGAAUGAGGGACUCUACGAGGUCAGUGCCACCAAUACCCAUGGUCAGGCACACUGCUCAGCCCAGCUCUAUGUGGAGGAGCCCCGGACAGCAGCUACAGGCCCCAGCUCAAAGCUGGAGAAGAUGCCAUCCAUCCCCGAGGAGCCAGAGCAGGGCGAGCUAGAGCGGCUAUCCAUUCCUGACUUCCUGCGACCACUGCAAGACCUGGAGGUGGGACUGGCCAAGGAGGUCAUGCUGGAGUGCCAGGUGACUGGCCUGCCCUACCCCACCAUCAGCUGGUUCCACAAUGGCCACCGCAUCCAGAGCAGUGACGACCGGCGCAUGACACAGUACAGGGAUGUACAUCGGUUGGUGUUCCCUGCUGUUGGGCCUCAGCAUGCGGGUGUCUACAAGAGUGUCAUUGCCAAUAAGCUUGGCAAAGCUGCCUGCUAUGCCCACCUAUAUGUCACAGAUGUGGUUCCAGGCCCCCCAGAUGGUGCCCCACAGGUGGUGGCUGUGACUGGGAAGAUGGUCACCCUCACAUGGAACCCCCCCAGAAAUCUGGACAUGGCCAUCGACCCGGACUCCCUCACAUACACGGUGCAGCACCAGGUGCUGGGCUCGGACCAGUGGACAGUGCUGGCCACAGGUCUGCGGGAGCCUGGCUGGGCGGCCACAGGGCUACGAAAGGGGCUCCAGCACAUCUUCCGGGUCCUCACCACCACUGUCAAGAGUAGCAGCAAGCCCUCACCCCCCUCUGAAUCCGUGCAGCUGCUAGAACAUGGCCCAGCCCUGGAGGAGGCUCCUGUUGUGCUGGACAAACCGGAUGUCGUGUAUGUGGUGGAGGGACAGCCUGCCAGUGUCACUGUCACCUUCAACCACGUGGAGGCCCAGGUCGUCUGGAGGAGCUGCAGAGGGGCCCUCCUAGAGGCACGGGCAGGUGUGUAUGAGCUGAGCCAGCCGGAUGAUGACCAGUACUGCCUUCGGAUCUGCCGGGUGAGCUGCCGGGACAUGGGGGCCCUCACCUGCACUGCCCGAAACCGCCAUGGCACGAAGACCUGCUCAGUCAGACUGGAACUGGCAGAGGCCCCUCGGUUUGAGUCCAUCAUGGAAGAUGUGGAGGUGGGGGCUGGGGAAACUGCUCGCUUUGCUGUGGUGGUUGAGGGGAAACCACUGCCAGACAUCAUGUGGUACAAGGACGAGGUGCUGCUGGCCGAGAGCAACCAUGUGAGCUUCGUGUAUGAGGAGAAUGAAUGCUCCCUGGUGGUACUCAGCACAGGGACCCAGGAUGGAGGAGUUUACACCUGCACAGCCCGGAACCUGGCAGGCGAGGUCUCCUGCAAAGCCGAGCUGGCUGUGCAUGCAGCUCAGACAGCUAUGGAGGUUGAGGGGGCCAGGGAGGAUGAGGAGCAUCGAGGAAGGCGACUCAGUGACUUCUAUGACAUCCACCAGGAGAUUGGCAGGGGUGCCUUCUCCUACCUGCGGCGUGUGGUGGAACGUAGCUCUGGCCUGGAAUUUGCAGCCAAGUUCAUCCCCAGCCAGGCCAAGCCAAAGGCAUCAGCCCGUCGGGAGGCCCGGCUGUUAGCCCGGCUCCAGCAUGACUGCAUCCUCUACUUCCACGAGGCCUUUGAGAGGCACCGGGGACUGGUCAUUGUCACUGAGCUCUGCACAGAGGAGCUGCUGGAAAGAAUGGCCAGGAAACCCGCCGUGUGUGAGUCUGAGAUCCGAGUCUAUAUGCAGCAGGUACUAGAGGGAAUACGCUACCUGCACCAGAGCUAUGUGCUGCACCUCGAUGUCAAGCCUGAGAACCUGCUGAUAUGGGACGGUGCAAGGGGUGAAGAGCAGGUGCGGAUCUGCGAUUUUGGGAAUGCCCAAGAGCUGACUCCAGGAGAGCCUCAAUACUGCCAAUAUGGCACACCUGAGUUUGUGGCACCCGAGAUUGUCAAUCAGAGCCCUGUGUCUGGAGUCACUGACAUCUGGCCCGUGGGUGUCGUCGCCUUCCUCUGUCUGACGGGAAUCUCCCCAUUUGUUGGGGAAAACGAUCGGACAACGUUGAUGAACAUCCGAAACUACAACGUGGCCUUUGAGGAGACCACAUUCCUGAGUCUGAGCAGGGAGGCCCGGGGCUUCCUCAUCAAAGUGCUAGUGCAGGACCGGCUGAGACCUACUGCAGAGGAGACCCUAGAACAUCCUUGGUUCAGAACUCAGGCAAAGGGUGCAGAGGUGAGCACGGAUCACCUAAAGCUAUUCCUCUCCCGGCGGAAGUGGCAGCGCUCCCAGAUCAGCUACAAGUGCCACCUGGUGCUGCGCCCCAUCCCGGAACUGCUGCGGGCCCCUCCAGAGCGGGUGUGGGUGGCCAUGCCCCGAAGACCAGCCCCCAGCGGGGGACUCUCAUCCUCCUCGGAUUCUGAAGAGGAAGAGCUUGAAGAGUUGCCCUCAGUGCCCCGCCCCCUGCAGCCUGAGUUCUCUGGCUCCCGGGUGUCCCUCACAGACAUUCCCACUGAGGAUGAGGCCCUGGGGACCCCAGAGGCUGGAGCUUCCACACCCAUGGACUGGCAAGAACAGGGAAGGGCUCCACCUCAGGAUCAGGAGGCUCCCAGCCCUCAGGCCCUCCCCUCCCCAGGCCAAGAGCCCCUAGCUGGGCCCAGCCCCAGGCGGGGAGAGCUCCGCAGGGGCAGCUCGGCUGAGAGCGCCCUGACCCGGGCCGGGCCGCGGGAACCGGGCCGGGGCCUGCACAAGGCUGCCUCUGUGGAGCUGCCGCAGCGCCGGAGUCCCAGCCCGGGGGCCACUCGCCUGGCCCGGGGAGGCCUGGGCGAGGGCGAGUACGCCCAGAGGCUGCAGGCCCUGCGCCAGCGGCUACUGCGGGGAAGCCCUGAGGAUGGCAAGGUCAGCGGCCUCAGGGGUCCCCUGCUGGAGAGCCUGGGGGGCCGUGCCCGGGAUCCCCGGAUGGCACGGGCUGCCUCCAGCGAGGCAGCACCCCACCACCAGCCCCCACCCGAGACUCGAGGCCUGCAAAAGAGCAGCAGCUUCUCGCAGGGUGAGGCGGAGCCCCGAGGACGGCACCGCCGCGCUGGGGCCCCCCUUGAGAUCCCUAUAGCCAGGCUUGGGGCCCGCAGGCUGCAGGAGUCUCCCUCUCUAUCUGCCCUCAGCGAGGCCCAGCCAUCCAGCCCUGCGCGGCCCAGCGCCCCCAAAUCCCGUGCCCCCAAGUCUGCGGAACCUUCCGCCACCCCGCCAAGUGAUGCUCCGCAUACCUCGGCAACCCAGCCUGCCCAAGACAAGGCGCCAGAGCCCACGCCAGAGCCAGUCCGAGCCUCCAAGCCCGCACAGUCCCCAGUGGUCCUGCAAACCCCGACGCUGCCCCUCACGCCCUAUGCUCAGAUCAUACAUUCGCUUCAGCUGUCGGGCCACGCCCGGGGCGUCCCUCAGAGCCCUACUGCGCCUUCGCCUCCGUCAGAGCCCAAGCCCCACGCCGCCGUGUUCGCCAGGGUGGCCUCUCCCCCUCCCGGAGCCCCUGAGAAACGCUUGCCCUCAGCCGCAGCUCCCCCAGUGCUAGUCGAGAAAGCCCGGGUCCGCACGGUGCUCCCAAGUACAGGCAGCAGCCUCAGCAGCAGCAUUGAGAACCUGGAGUCUGAGGCCGUGUUUGAGGCUAAGUUCAAGCGCAGCCGUGAGUCGCCCCUGUCGCGGGGGCUGCGGCUGCUGAGCCGCUCGCGCUCGGAGGAGCGCGGCCCCUUCCGCGGGGCCUCAGAGGAGGACGGCAUGUACCGGCCCAGCCCGGCGGGAACCCCGCUGGAGCUUGUGCGACGGCCCGAGCGCUCGCGCUCGGUGCAGGACCUCAGGGCGGUCGGGGAACCCGGCCUAGUCCGCCGCCUCUCGCUGUCGCUGUCGCAGCGGCUACGGAGGACCCCGCCCGCGCAGCGGCACCCGACCUGGGAGGCCCGCGGCGGGGACGGGGAGAGCUCGGAGGGCGGGAGCUCGGCGCGGGGGUCCCCGGUGCUGACCGUGCGCAGGAGGCUCAGCUCCACGCUGGAGCGGCUAUCGAGCCGGUUGCAGCGCAGCGGCAGCAGUGAGGACUCUGGGGGCGCGUCGGGCCGCAGCACGCCCCUGUUCGGAAGGCUGCGCAGGGCCACGUCGGAAGGCGAGAGUCUGAGGCGCCUCGGCAUCCCGCACAACCAGCUGGCUGCCCAGCCGGGUGCCACCACGCCUUCUGCUGAGUCUCUUGGCUCCGAAGCCAGUGCCACUUCUGGCUCUUCCGGGGCAGGGGAAAGCCGAAGCCGGCUCCGCUGGGGCCUCUCUCGGUUGCGGAAGGACAAGGGGUUAUCACAACCAAACCUCUCCGCCAGCAUCCAGGAGGACUUGGGUCACCAGUAUGUGCGCAGUGAGUCAGACUUCCCCCCAGUCUUCCACAUCAAACUCAAGGACCAGGUGCUGCUAGACGGGGAGGCAGCUACCCUGCUCUGCCUGCCGGCGGCCUGCCCUGCACCACACAUCUCCUGGAUGAAAGACAAGCAGUCCCUGCGGUCAGAGCCCUCAGUGAUCAUCGUGUCCUGCAAAGAUGGACGGCAGCUGCUGAGUAUCCCUCGGGCGGGCAAGCGGCAUGCCGGGCUCUAUGAAUGUUCAGCCACCAAUGUCCUAGGCAGCGUCACCAGCUCCUGUACCGUGGCUGUGGCCCGAGUCCCAGGAAAGCUAGCUCCUCCUGAGGUGCCCCAGACCUACCAGGACACAGCACUGGUGCUGUGGAAGCCAGGAGACGGCCGGGCACCUUGCACAUACACACUGGAGCGGCGGGUGGAUGGGGAGUCUGUCUGGCACCCUGUAAGCUCAGGCAUCCCUGACUGCUACUAUAAUGUGACCCACCUGCCCAUUGGUGUGAACGUGAGGUUUCGUGUGGCCUGUGCCAACCGUGCUGGGCAGGGGCCCUUCAGCAACCCUUCUGAGAAGGUCCUCAUCAGGGGCACUCAAGAUUCUUCAGCUCUGCCAUCUGCUGCUCACCAAGAGACCCCUGUUACCUCAGGGCCAGCCAGGGCCCCACCUCCUGACUCUCCUACCUCACCAGCCCUGCCCCCAGCAACUACUCCCCCAGCCUCCCCAUCAGUCACUCUCAGCCCCUCAUCUUCCUCCAUGCCCCCCAGCCAGGCCUUGUCCUCCCUCAAGGCUGUGGGUCCACCACCCCAAACCCCCCCACGAAAGCACAGGGGCCUGCAGGCUGCCCGGCAAGCAGAGCCCACCCCACCCAGUGUCCAGGUCACUCCAAAUGAGCCCAAGUCUUUUGUCUCUGACACUGGGACCCCUACCCCAGUUUCCACCCCUGAAGGGGUUAAACCAGCACCUUCCUCUGCUUCCCUGUAUAUGGUGACUUCCUUUGUGUCUGCACCACCGGCCCCUGAGCCCCCAGGCCCUGAGCCCCCUCCUGAGCCCAAGGUGACUGUGCAGAGCCUCAGCCCAGCCCAGGAGGUAGUCAGCUCCCUUGGGAGCAGUCCCCACAGUUCUCCCAAGCCAGAGAGUACAACUCUUCGACAAGGCCCCCCUCAGAAACCCUACACGUUCCUGGAGGAGAAGGCCAGGGGCCGCUUUGGUGUUGUGCGAACAUGCCGGGAGAAUGCCACAGGGAGAACGUUUGUGGCCAAGAUUGUGCCCUAUGCAGCUGAGGGCAAGCGGCGAGUCUUGCAGGAAUAUGAGGUGCUACGGAGGCUGCACCAUGAGCGGCUCAUGUCCCUGCACGAGGCCUACAUCACCCCUCGCUACCUUGUGCUCAUUGCUGAGAGCUGCGGCAACCGGGAACUCCUCUGUGGGCUCAGUGACAGGUUCCGGUAUUCAGAAGAUGACGUGGUCACCUACAUGGUACAGCUGCUACAAGGCCUGGACUACCUCCAUGGCCGCCAUGUGCUACACCUAGACAUUAAGCCAGACAACCUGCUGCUGGCCCCUGACAAUACCCUCAAGAUUGUGGACUUUGGCAGUGCCCAGCCCUACAACCCUCAGGCCCUGAAGCCCCUUGGCCACCGCACGGGCACGCUGGAGUUCAUGGCUCCUGAGAUGGUGAAGGGAGAACCCAUUGGCUCUACCACAGACAUCUGGGGAGCGGGUGUGCUCGCCUACAUCAUGCUCAGUGGAUGCUCCCCAUUCUAUGAGCCAGACCCACAGGAAACAGAGGCUCGGAUUGUAGGGGGGCGCUUUGAUGCCUUCCAGCUAUACCCCAAUACAUCCCAGAGUGCUACCCUCUUCUUACGAAAGGUCCUCUCAGUACAUCCCUGGAGCCGGCCCUCCCUGCAGGACUGCUUGGCCCACCCCUGGCUGCAGGACGCCUACCUGAUGAAGCUGCGCCGCCAGACACUCACCUUCACCACCAACAGGCUCAAGGAGUUCCUGAGUGAGCAGCGGCGGCGCCGGGCUGAGGCUGCCACCCGCCACAAGGUUCUGCUGCGUUCCUACCCCGGCGGCCUCUAGUGGCAUGGACCAUAGCCCAGUCUUGGGCUUUGACUGGGGGUUCCCACCCAACAAUGCAUCGGGACAUUCCAGAGCCCACACUGAGCAGGGUGGGCUUGGGGGUUUCGGAUACCACCAGCAGCAACAUCUGGCCAGGCUCUUACCUCAUGGAUCUGCAGGGACAGAGGCCCUGGGGCUUUGGCCUGAUGCCACCCCAGGCCAGAGGCAGAAGUAGAGACCAGUUGGCCAGGCUGGGCAGGGGUGGGAAUAGGGAAGAGGGGCAAGAAGGGAAUAGGGAAGUAAAGAGGAAAUGAACCCGAGGGAGGGGAGGCCCUAGGAAGGUUCUGGAGUGGGGACAGUGCAUCUUGGGAGAGGAUGGGGAAGUGUGUGGCCGGCAAGGAGGAAGAGGAAGGAGCCCAAGGUGUCAGGGUGGAGGGCUGGGAGUGUUGGUGAAGCAGGGGCAGGAUACAGAGACAGUGCCAUGGAGCCAGGACAGAAGAGAGGGCAGUGAGGCAUGGGAGGGAGAGGAGGUGGCCGCAAGUGAAGUGGGGCAGGCCAGCUGCUGGCAUCCGGGAGGAGCAGAGUGGACAGCUGGAGCAGCAAGUGGUGACUCAAGCUGGAUCUUCCAUCCAGUGGAUGCAGCUCUGGGCACUCCAUGCUGGCAUGAUGUCCCCAUCACCCCUCCAUGGCCUUUGCCCUUCUUCCAAUGGAUAUUUAUUUAUUUAUUGACUUUUAUGAAGUUUUCCCUUCCAUUCAAUCCCUAUUGCCCAUGUUGUCCUGACCACCCCCAGCCAUUCAGCUGUCUGUCUGUCACAAGGAAAAUAAAAAUGGCAAGCAGCAGGA
Nycticebus coucang (slow loris) is the source of this 12798-nucleotide messenger RNA. RefSeq names its product striated muscle enriched protein kinase (gene SPEG). The transcript is spliced from 36 exons. NCBI's taxonomy places the organism in Eukaryota, Metazoa, Chordata, Mammalia, Primates, Lorisidae. The record is from RefSeq and is a predicted model, not a curated record. Gene Ontology annotation, biological process: muscle cell differentiation; protein phosphorylation. Bases 4720 to 11976 code for a protein of 2418 amino acids. Gene Ontology annotation, molecular function: ATP binding; protein binding; protein kinase activity.